This is a messenger RNA of Felis catus (domestic cat), 9423 nucleotides long. It is a transcript of the gene CNTNAP2, whose product is annotated as contactin associated protein 2. Lineage: Eukaryota; Metazoa; Chordata; Mammalia; Carnivora; Felidae. The transcript has 24 exons. The record is from RefSeq and is a predicted model, not a curated record. The coding region runs from base 479 to 4474 and encodes 1331 amino acids.
GGCGGCGCGGCGAGCGCUCGCCCGCAGUGGCCCCGGCGGCACCCGCGUCCCCCGGCGCGCUCCCCUCCGCUUCUGCAGCCCCCGCUCCUCGGCUCUGCCUCCGCGUCCCGUGGUGAUUUUUUUUUUUUUUUCCUUUUUUUCCUUUCCCUCCCGAGAGGGAGAGGGCGGGGUAGGUCCCCUCCUCUAGCUCCCCCCUCCCUUUCCCUCCCGGUUUGAAUUUCUUCCCCCUGGCAUUUCACUGGCUCCCGGCGCGCGAGGCAGGAGCCGCACGCAGGCGAGAGGAAGGCUGCGCCUCCCCCGCGGCUCCCGGCCCCGGCCGAACUGGAGCCCGCAGGGGUGCGGGGAGAAGAGGACGCAGCGGGAGGGGCCCGGCUCACGCCCGCGCCGAGGACAGCCCGCCUCCCCGGGAGAAGCCCACGGAGAGACGCACGGCGUCUCCGCAGCGAGCUCCCCGAGUCCCGCGAGCCGGCAGCCGACGAUGGUGGUGGCUCCGCGAGCCGGCUGCGGGGCAGCGCUGUCGCUCUGGAUUGUCAGCAACCUCCUCUGCAGAGCCUGGACGGCCCCGGCCGCGUCCCAAAAAUGUGACGAACCACUCGUGUCCGGACUCCCCCAUGGGGCCUUCAGCAGCUCGUCCUCCACAUCUGGGAGCUAUUCUCCCGGCUAUGCCAAGAUCAACAAGCGAGGAGGUGCUGGGGGAUGGUCUCCAUCCGACAGUGACCAUUACCAAUGGCUUCAGGUUGACUUUGGCAAUCGGAAGCAGAUCAGUGCCAUUGCAACCCAAGGAAGAUACAGCAGCUCGGACUGGGUGACCCAAUACCGCAUGCUGUACAGUGACACUGGGAGAAACUGGAAACCCUAUCAUCAAGAUGGGAACAUUUGGGCAUUUCCUGGGAACAUCAAUUCUGACGGCGUGGUACGGCAUGAUUUGCAGCACGUGGUCAUUGCCCGCUACGUGCGCAUAGUGCCUCUGGACUGGAACGGAGAAGGCCGCAUUGGGCUCAGAGUUGAGGUCUAUGGCUGUUCUUACUGGGCUGAUGUUAUCAACUUUGAUGGCCACGUUGUGUUACCAUAUAGAUUCAGAAACAAGAAGAUGAAAACACUUAAAGAUGUCAUCGCCUUGAAAUUUAAAACCUCUGAAAGUGAAGGGGUGAUCUUGCAUGGAGAAGGACAGCAAGGGGAUUACAUUACCCUGGAACUGAAAAAAGCCAAGCUGGUCUUCAGCUUAAACCUAGGAAGCAACCAGCUCGGCCCCAUCUACGGCCACACGUCUGUGACGACCGGAAGUCUGCUGGACGAUCACCACUGGCACUCUGUGGUCAUCGAGCGCCAGGGCCGGAGCAUCAACCUCACCCUGGACAGGGGCGUGCAGCACUUCCGCACCAACGGAGAGUUCGACUACCUGGACCUGGACUACGAGAUAACCUUCGGAGGCAUACCCUUCUCUGGGAAGCCAAGUUCCAGCAGUAGAAAGAACUUCAAAGGCUGCAUGGAAAGCAUUAAUUACAAUGGUAUCAACAUAACUGAUCUUGCAAAAAGGAAGAAACUAGAGCCCUCAAAUGUGGGGAAUUUGAGUUUCUCGUGUGUGGAGCCCUACACGGUGCCUGUGUUUUUCAACGCUACCAGUUACCUGGAGGUGCCGGGACGGCCUGACCAGGACCUGUUUUCCGUCAGUUUCCAGUUCAGGACCUGGAACCCAAACGGCCUCCUGCUUUUCAGUCACUUUGCGGAUAAUUUGGGCAACGUGGAGAUCGACCUGACCGAAAGCAAAGUGGGUGUUCGCAUCAACGUCACGCAGACCAAGAUGAGCCAGAUAGACAUCUCCUCCGGUUCUGGGUUGAAUGAUGGACAGUGGCAUGAGGUUCGUUUCCUAGCCAAGGAAAAUUUUGCUGUUCUCACCAUUGAUGGAGAUGAGGCCUCAGCAGUUCGAACUAACAGUCCUCUUCAAGUUAAAACCGGCGAGAAGUACUUUUUUGGAGGUUUUCUGAACCAGAUGAGUAACGCCAGUCACUCCGUCCUUCAGCCUUCGUUCCAAGGAUGCAUGCAGCUUGUCCAAGUGGAUGACCAACUGGUGAAUUUAUACGAAGUGGCCCAGAGGAGGCCGGGGAGUUUUGCCAAUGUCAGCAUCGACAUGUGCGCCAUCAUAGACAGAUGUGUGCCCAAUCACUGCGAGCAUGGCGGGAAGUGCUCGCAAACAUGGCACAGCUUCCAGUGCGCUUGCGAGGAGACGGGGUAUAGUGGAGCCACCUGCCACAACUCGAUCUAUGAGCCUUCCUGUGAAGCAUACAAACACCUGGGCCAGACAUCAAAUUACUACUGGAUAGAUCCUGAUGGCAGUGGACCGCUGGGGCCUCUGAAAGUCUACUGCAACAUGACAGAGGACAAAGUGUGGACCAUCGUGUCUCACGAUUUGCAGAUGCAGACCACGGUGGCGGGCUACAGCCCAGAAAAAUACUCCGUGACGCAGCUAGUUUACAGCGCCUCCAUGGACCAGAUCAGUGCCGUCACCAGCAGCGCUGAGCACUGUGAGCAGUACGUCUCCUACUUCUGCAAGAUGUCCAGGCUGUUGAACACCCCAGAUGGAAGUCCUUACACCUGGUGGGUCGGCAAGGCCAACGAGAAGCAUUACUACUGGGGCGGCUCCGGGCCCGGGAUCCAGAAGUGUGCGUGCGGCAUAGAGCGAAACUGCACAGACCCAAAGUACUACUGUAACUGCGAUGCGGAUUACAAGCAGUGGAGGAAGGAUGCUGGCUUCUUAUCCUACAAAGAUCACCUGCCAGUAAGCCAGGUGGUAGUUGGAGAUACUGACCGGCAAGGCUCAGAAGCCAAACUGAGCGUGGGCCCCCUGCGCUGCCAAGGAGACAGGAAUUAUUGGAAUGCUGCCUCUUUCCCAAACCCAUCAUCCUACCUGCACUUCUCCACUUUCCAAGGGGAGACCAGCGCUGACAUUUCUUUCUACUUCAAAACAUUAAUCCCCCGGGGAGUGUUCCUUGAGAAUUUGGGCAACACAGAUUUCAUCAAACUAGAACUGAAAUCUGCCACAGAAGUGUCCUUUUCAUUUGAUGUCGGUAACGGGCCAGUGGAGAUUGUGGUGAGAUCGCCCUCCCCGCUCAAUGAUGACCAGUGGCACCGGGUCACCGCGGAGAGGAAUGUGAAGCAAGCCAGCUUACAGGUGGAUCGGCUGCCACAGCAGGUCCGCAAGGCGCCCACCGAAGGUCACACCCGCCUGGAGCUCUACAGCCAGCUGUUUGUUGGUGGUGCCGGGGGCCAGCAGGGUUUCCUGGGCUGCAUCCGCUCCCUGAGGAUGAACGGGGUGACGCUGGACCUGGAGGAAAGGGCCAAGGUCACGUCCGGGUUCAAAUCUGGAUGUUCGGGCCACUGCACCAGCUACGGGGCCAACUGUGAGAACGGGGGCAGGUGCCUGGAGAAGUACCACGGCUACUCCUGUGACUGCUCCAACACGGCCUACGAUGGGACCUUCUGCAACAAGGAUGUCGGUGCAUUUUUUGAAGAAGGGAUGUGGCUACGGUAUAACUUCCAGGCAUCGGGGGUCAGUGCCAAAGAGUCGGGCAGUAGGUCAGACAUGUCCCCGGAUCAGAACAACUCCCCUCCGGACCUGACCCACGAGGGGAUCCACUUCAGCUUCAGUACCACCAAGGCGCCCUGCAUCCUUCUGUAUGUCAGUUCUUUCACGACAGACUUCUUGGCCGUUCUCAUCAAACCCACCGGAAGCCUACAGAUUCAGUACAACCUGGGCGGAACCAGACAGCCAUAUAACAUUGAUGUAGACCACAGGAACAUGGCCAAUGGACAGCCCCACAGUGUCAACAUCACCCGUCACGAGAGGACCAUAAUUCUCAAGCUCGAUCAUUAUCCUUCUGUGAGUUACCAUCUGCCGAGUUCAUCUGACACCCUGUUCAAUUCUCCCAAGUCACUCUUUCUAGGAAAAGUUAUAGAAACAGGGAAGAUUGACCAAGAGAUUCACAAAUACAACACCCCAGGAUUCACCGGCUGCCUCUCCAGAGUCCAGUUCAACCAGAUUGCACCUCUCAAGGCGGCCUUGAGGCAGACCAACGCCUCCGCUCACGUCCACAUUCAGGGCGAGCUGGUGGAGUCCAACUGUGGGGCCUCCCCGCUGACCCUCUCACCCAUGUCGUCUGCCACCGACCCCUGGCACUUAGACCACUUGGAUUCAGCCAGUGCCGAUUUCCCAUAUAAUCCAGGACAAGGCCAAGCUAUAAGAAAUGGAGUCAACAGAAACUCGGCUAUCAUUGGAGGUGUCAUCGCUGUGGUGAUUUUCACCAUUCUCUGCACCUUGGUCUUCCUCAUUCGGUACAUGUUCCGCCACAAGGGCACCUACCACACCAAUGAAGCAAAGGGAGCAGAGUCAGCAGAGAGCGCGGAUGCUGCCAUCAUGAACAACGACCCCAAUUUCACAGAGACCAUUGACGAAAGCAAAAAGGAAUGGCUCAUCUGAGGGGUGGCUAUUUGGCUGUGGGAGAGGGAGGGGCUAGCUAUUCGGGAGGAGGGAACGGGACAAAAGUGCACCCUACUUUAUACUCUUGAGCACAUCCUUAAAAUAUCAGCACAAGUCGGGGGAGGCAAGCGACAGAAAAUUCUGGAGACUGAUCACCACAAAAAGUACUUUUUAAUAUUUCUUUAUAGCUGAGUUUCCCCUUCUGUAUCAAAUCAAAAUAAUACAAAAAAUGCUUUUAGAGUUUAAGAAACAAUUGAAAUUUGUAGGUAAUACUGUCUUAUUUUGUGUGUGUUUAGAGGUGUUCUAAAAACCCAUGGUAACAGGGCAAGUUUUCUACAUUUUUAAGAGCCCUUAGAAUGUGGAUAUUUUUUUUUCUUGAGAAAAGUUGAUGCACAUGGCCUCCAGCAUUCUCUUCCUUUUGCAUAUAGUCAAUUUUUAAUGGGCUGUCGUAGUAACUAGUUUGUGUUCAUAUGCUAUUUCUUUUGGUGUCCUGUAAAUUGGAAAAGGAAAGGAAGGGGCCAACAGAACCUAUUGUUUGCCAGUUUUCAAAGAGACCUCAAUCUAUGCCUAUUCUCUGAGCAUUCCCACCUAAAGCACUGAAGGAAGUGAGCAUGUGGCACCUGUUGUGUAACAACACAACUAACACAGCAGAGAGAAGCAUUAAGAACCAGGGGAAGUAGUUUCGUAUAUUGGGACUGUUGGUUUUAUUUUUCAUCAGAUUCUACAAGCUAAUACUGUUCCGUGUGCAUAGUCUUAGACCUCUUCAUGACCUGUGACUGUCAGCUACAAUGCGGUGGUGACCAACUGUUACAAAAGAUUUUUCCUCUGCUUUACCUACAUCAUGUUAGGUUACAUUAUAUGUGUGUGGGGGCACCUCGGUGGGGAAUUAGAGCCAGAUGCUAUGAUUUGUUUGCUCUGUUCCUUUUAGAGUUGUAGCAAGAGUGUGGACACUUUCUAAUGAAUGAUGCAUAAAUUAGGUUGCUCUUCUUAUCUUGCUUUAAAUCUUAGUUUUUAAGCCCUUGUGACAAAAUCCUAGCAGACCGUGUCCUCCAAAUGGACACACCACAAUAAAGCCAGGUUAUGAUUGCUAUUAUUAUUGCUUUACUCCAGAAUCAUAUGGAAAAUACUGCCAUAUUUUCCAUCAUCUAAUCCAUGUAUCAUUCCAUCCUAAACAGACACACUGCCACGAUUCAGGGACCUCUUUGGCAGAUACAUCUGAACCCUAGGUUCAUGACCAACCUGAUAACUGACUGUUGCUUCUCAGAGAAUGGACACGUCUAGUUAGUCACACCUCAGUCUAAUCAGGAAUCUUGACCAACUUGUUCCAACAAAGAACUCGUUGGUUUUAUUUAAAAAUGAUAGACUUUGUGUGUAAAUAGAUGGGACAAAGCUCCUAUUGAAGCAUCCAAGAAAUAAUUUCAUUGAUCUCUUUUUGUAAAUUACACAAGCUAUUUCUAGAAUGACUACCAUUUAUGAUCAUGAUAGUUCAGACUCUGAGUAAGUACUUUAAAAUUUUUUUUCAGACUCCAACAUUUUGAGGAAUUCAGUAGGAUCCCUUUUUUCCUUCUCCUCCUGGAAGCAUGUAAGAUGAGGUUCAAAAAGUAUUAUUGCUGUUUUUCUGACAGCAUGCCUCAAUAAAAUGGAAAUUCUAGUUUGUUAGGGUUAUAUGUAUGUAUUUUUCAAGAUUCUCAGUAUGCCUUUGCUUUUUGGAGGAUCUCAGUUUCUUGGGUAAUGAAAACUGUUAUCUAGAGUUGCCAAGGGCCCCCUGCACCUGUAUAUGACACAUUCCAAAGGAGAUACUGGACCAGUUCAUUCCCAUCAGAGUCGAGGUAACAGAACAAAAGGGAAUCGGAACGCCUUUCACAGUUGCUGACCCUCAGCCACUGUCACGAACACCCUUACCUUAAAGACGUCUUGAUCAUUAUUCCAUAAUACACGUUGUUAAAUGAAAAGUACGUGGUAUGACUAAAGAGCAGAACAGGAGAACCCAAGUGACAUGUUAAAAACAAAGCCUGUUUUGAUGACUACCAUUAAGGGCUGUUUCGUGUAUUGUCAAAUUACGAAAGCAAAUUUUAAACAUUAUGUUUUGUAGAAAGGUUUUUUAGAAUUUGUUUUAAACCUGCUUUAUAGCUAUUAAUUUUGCACUUCACAAAUAAUGCCAGAUGGAAAUGUAUUGUUUCUGGCGUUUCCCGUGAUAGCUUUCUUCUUUAUGCCUUGUGUCAGCAUUUUCCCUUUCUUCCCAAAAUGAUUAAGGGGUUAAAACAAUCAAAAACGGUCCCUGACACUAAAACGGCCUUACCCUUUCUUUUCACUCUCUUCUUCCCUCUUUCCUGCCUCAAAAGGUGAAAAAUAAAACCCAACACUUCCUUCACCAAAUUUGCAAACCUAGGGCACUGGACUGACUGAGGGCUCAGUGGGUCUCCCAUGUCACCGCCAUUAAGACAUACAGUAUGCCCUUAAGGGGGUAAGUCCGGCCAGCAGACAAGACACAAAAACGUAGAUAAGGUAUUAAGUAACUAAGUUAAGUGCCAAGGGAGUGCUGGAAAUCCUUGGCUUCUCUUUGGGAUUGUGGGCUUCACCAAAAGUCCUAAAUGUAUCUAUGAAGGCCAUAUCUAGUACGUUCUAAAUGGUCAGUAAUUUAUGUGAAGAUAAAGAAACAUCUCUUUUUUCCAGCUCCCUCCCUUGAAAGCUCAGGACGACACUCCCUCCCUUGAAAGCUCACGAUGUCGUGACCCAAGCUCCGUGUUUAAUCUUGCUUUGUCAGUCACAUCCCACAAAACCUUGACAUUCUUCUGUCCCAGUCCAUUAUCAUUCUAGUCCAGAGGGCUAGUGGUAACCUCUUUAAAUAAUAAACAAAAACAAAAAGAAAAAAAUUUAGAAACAAGAAGCUGCUUUAAAGUUUCAGGAACAACUGAUGGCUGACUUAAGGUUGUUUGUACAGGAAGCAUCUUCCAUGUAGAAAGCAAACAUCUAGGUUUUGACGAGGUAGGAGCAGGACUUUGAAAGCAAGAUCGGUGCCAUUCUCAGCUCUCAAAAUAACAUAUUCCCUAGAGCACAAGGAAACUAGCUUAGGAGGUGAGAAGUUACAUUGUCAAGUUCUUCUCUGACCCUUCUUAAUGCGUAAGGCUAUGGGAGCUAGAAACAAGGGUUUGGAGGGCCUUUGUUGGACAGUUUCCCGUUACCCUGCGUUUGAUGAACAAGCAUCCUUUACUAACAGGAGCAGGGAUUCAGAGGCAUAGGAAAAAGAACUGGCAUGAGCCAAAGAGUAGAUCUUAAUGUUACUGUUGAACGUCUGUGGAGCCGCCCCCAGAUGCCCUCAGAGAGCUGGGCACAAAGACACACACCAUAGGAAGCGCUGAAGGAAAAAGUAGCUACCAAAUAGGAAAACGCAGUGUCAGCGUGGCGUCCGGAAGAAACUUUUCUUUCCUUCUAUUACAGGAUCUGCUCUUUUUCUCCCUCUCCUUCCUUGUAUGGGGUAAGCAUUGCAAAGGUCUCUUUAUGCCUCUAAACAAUUAGCACCUCAUAUUGUUGUUUUCUUUUCAUCAUCCUGUCCAGCAGUUUUCAAAAAGAAAGGCAGCAGUUAUUAAAUUGGAUGCCAGUUAGCCAGCCAAAAACAGGUCCUAAGUUACUAGUGACAAUAGAACCAGCUGAUCCUGAAAUAGAUGAGAGACAGACAGCAUGUCUAGCUGAUUGGGGCUGAAACCAACCAGCGCCAUGUUUAAAAUGAUAUCAUGGUGAGCGUAGACCCUGGGCAUCAGCUGAUAGUGUCCUCACCCUUUCUCUCUCCCUGGCUUGCCACGUGACCUUUGUCAGACUGGUGAACCUUGGUCCCUCUUUGCCCCAUAUUUAAGAUACAGCUGCUCUGCCCACUUAAUAGGACAAUCGUGAGGGGCCAUUGAGUCUUGACUGCAGCGUCCUUUGACACCCAAAUAUAAAGACCCAAGUCAGUGGAGCCCCCUGGAAGACUUACUUUCUGGCCUGUGGUUGUAAGUCACACCAAAUGAACAAUGUGCCCACAUCCGGGAGUGUGCAGACUUGUGAGGCAUUGCUGUACAGCUGCUAAAUUGUUAAUCACGUAGACUGCCCAGGACCUAACCUGUCAAUACUGGAAGAUGCAACAUCCGAAGGCCAGAGAAAUCAGAACUUCGCGUGCACAAAGCCCUGCGUCCCCACCCAGAUGGGACUUACAGCUUACACAUGCCCCCAGUGCCAUUGGGCUGGCUCGUACGUAAGACGACACAAGAAACAAAUGUGAUUUUUCCGUGUAGCCUAGUGGCAACGUGCCUACACUACAUACGCCCUGCAUGAUAAUGUUGGAAACUUUAGAAUAGAUGUCUUUCACAGCAGUAUUUUCUGGAUAUGCGUGGUAUGUAGAAGUCAUUGUCGAUGAAAUAGGGAAACUGUGUUGAAAAGUUGAUUAUCUCCCGUGGAGCAAGGACUGGCAGAUUAUAAAGAUACCUGAGCGCACAGGUAUUAAUCCAACAUGCACUUCCAAGGUCACUUUCCAGAUGAAAAUGUGCUUUAAGAUCAGGUCUACACAGGUGGCCUGCAACGUUUCCAAGUUCAGUUUAUUUCCAAACAGCCACUGCUGGGUUCUAACAUGGCUAUGAAGACAUCCUCUCAAAGUAGGCCAAGAAACAGUUCAGAUGUUACUGAUUCUAAGUUUGGUUGGGUUUUUGCAUUUUUUUCAGUGAGCAUCGUGACUGCGGAGGUCAGGGUUGUGAAAAGCUGGGCUAAGUAUUCUUUCUGUAAAGUCGAUUAGGAUUCCACCCUGCGAAAUGACACAAAAGUUCACUCUCUAAAAGCAACAGCAUGUUAAACUACAAUGAAAGAAGGAAACUAUGUAUGUAUGCCUAAUAUCCUUUGUGAAUGUCUUUCAUUUAACUGAAAUUAUAUUAGAAACCAGAUUGAUAAAUAAAAAAUCCAAAAUAGUUUUAAUUAUCCUAAAA